Messenger RNA from Scatophagus argus, 1575 nucleotides. RefSeq names its product ADP ribosylation factor like GTPase 3, like 1 (gene arl3l1). Gene Ontology annotation, cellular component: microtubule cytoskeleton; cytoplasm. The coding region runs from base 534 to 1097 and encodes 187 amino acids. Gene Ontology annotation, biological process: cilium assembly. Gene Ontology annotation, molecular function: GTP binding; GTPase activity. The record is from RefSeq and is a predicted model, not a curated record. Lineage: Eukaryota; Metazoa; Chordata; Actinopteri; Scatophagidae. The transcript is spliced from 6 exons.
CUGACAGUCUUCAUGCUGUUCAUGCUCUGCAUUAUCACCAUUUUUCUCCCUUUAUCCAUAUGGCAAAAUCUAUCUGAACUUUUUUUUUUCUAUUUUAGUGUGUGAAUGUGUCAGGAAGGACUAUCUAUUCAGUUUCCUCCUAUAGCAGGUGGCUAAGGGAUAAUCCAGGUAAAGCCACUGUAAAGUGGAGAUGGAGGGAUGGACAGAGGAAGGGGGAGGGCGGAUGGGGUGGCCUUUGCCUGGAUGACUAGGGCUAAUUCUGGCCUCCUAAUCCCAGUCCCAACCGCCCUCCCCCUCUUCCUGCUUGCUAACUGUUAGGAGCAAUUGACGCCCAGAUAGACGUUACCAUCACAUACACACCUAGCACCUAACCCGCGCAAGUUUACUGAGGAGGAAGAGGGAAAAGACAAGAGACCACUGGUACCUUUUCUGAAUAGCUAACCUGAGUAAUCUGGAUAGCUAGCACACCUGUGUGAGCUUCACUGGAGAAUGUAGCUGCAGCCCUCCAGCCAAGCCACAGGAAACACGCCACCAUGGGAGAAGCUCAAAAGGGCUUACUCUCUGUCAUUGAGAAACUGAAGGGAUCCACAGAGCAGGAGGUCAGGAUAGUUCUUCUGGGGUUGGACAACGCCGGUAAGACCACCCUGCUUAAGAGCCUCGCCUCUGAGGAUGUGAACACCAUCACACCAACACAGGGCUUCAACAUUAAGAGUGUUGCCUCUCAUGGCAUGAAACUCAACGUCUGGGACAUUGGAGGACAGAGAAAGAUCAGGCCCUUCUGGAAAAAGUACCUGGAAAACACAGACCUGUUGAUUUAUGUCAUUGACAGUGCAGACAAGAAGCGGUUCGAGGAAACGGGACUGGAGCUGUCUGAGCUGAUUGACGAGGAGAACCUAAAGGGCGUUCCAGUGCUCAUCUUUGCCAAUAAGCAGGAUCUGGCCACGGCAUCACCGGCCAGCGAGAUCGCUGAGGGACUCAAUCUGCACACGUACCGCGAUCGUGAGUGGCAGAUUCAGGCCUGCUCAGCUGUUUCUGGGGAGGGAGUCCAGGAUGGUAUGAACUGGAUUUGCAACAACAUUGUGAAUAAGAAGAAGUGAGCCAGCGUCCCAAACAACAUUGACCAGACUCAAACAGACGACCAGCAUCACAGAAGCGGUUCAUUUAACACCGACACACUGAACCUAUGACAGAUCCUGCCCCGACUCAGAGCUUUGAAUAACAAUUCUGUUUUUCAGUGUCAUUUUUAUGAAGAAUUUGCAAAUGUACCUAAUUGAAGGACAGAUUUAAACUACAAUGAGUAGUUAUUGUUAUUCAUCAUUCUGUUCCAAAAAUGUAUGUUGUCGUUCCCCCUCAUCCCCAGGAUCCUUGUCUGGUGAAUUUGUGUGCUUUCUUAACCACUGAGAAAACCAAGCUGAAUGUGUAGAAAUGUAGAUCUGUUGGGGUUCAUUAGUUAGACACCGGUUCAGUGUGAGUGUAAAGUAUGUGUUUUGAGAUUUUUGACAAUAAAAUAAUUAGUAAUUUCUGCUAUUUUUCUUUCUUGGUUUCAUAUCUUAUGUAGCCAUCAGUGUAAGAAAA